This is a messenger RNA of Sardina pilchardus (European sardine), 1445 nucleotides long. RefSeq names its product otolin 1b (gene otol1b). NCBI's taxonomy places the organism in Eukaryota, Metazoa, Chordata, Actinopteri, Clupeiformes, Clupeidae. The transcript is spliced from 4 exons. The record is from RefSeq and is a predicted model, not a curated record. The coding region runs from base 1 to 1443 and encodes 480 amino acids. Gene Ontology annotation, molecular function: protein binding.
AUGAAAGUCUCCUCAGUCCUACCGGCCCCUGUGUCCCUGGUGGUGCUGGUGGUCAUGGUGACUCUGAUCUCCGCUAAAACAACCGCGCGGCCCAAAUACCCCUACACAAAGAAGCCGCUGCGAGAACUGCCCCAGACCACCAUGGGAUGGCACACCAGCCCCGUGAAAGUGGGCCUGCCCACGGAGCACCCUGUAGUGCCGCAGCCCACGACGGAGACCACCACCGUGCCCAGUGAUCUGGCCUCAGACUAUGGCAUGGGCGGAACAGCGGCCACCGGUGGUGGACAGGAGAACUACACCCUGGAUUAUAACGAGUGCUACUUCAAUUUCUGUGAAUGCUGCCCUCCAGAGAAGGGGCCUAGGGGGCCGAAGGGGGACAGGGGACUGCCAGGUCCUGCAGGUGCAAAAGGUGAAGCAGGCCUGAGGGGACUACCUGGGCUCUCAGGUAUACCUGGAGCCAUGGGACUCAGGGGAGACAGAGGAGAGAAGGGCGACCCAGGAAGCAGUGGAGCUGCAGGAUCUCAUGGGAUGCCAGGGAAGCAAGGAGACAGAGGUGAGGUGGGCCCCAAAGGUGACCGAGGGGAGUUUGGCGCUCCGGGGCUGAAGGGGGACAGGGGGGAGAGGGGCCCCCCAGGAGAGAACGCCACCAAGGGGGAGCCGGGUGACACCGGGAAAGCCGGACCCCCCGGCCCUGUGGGUGUCUCCGGGGUCAAAGGUGACAAGGGGGACAAGGGCGAGUGUGGGGGUCACGGGGAGAGGGCUCAGAAGGGCGACCGGGGCGACCCUGGCCAGCCGGGCAUACGAGGCGAGGCCGGCACCCCUGGACUCAACGGCAUGCACGGCACCCCGGGGCUGACCGGCGAGAGAGGGGAGACCGGCAAGCCCGGCCCGCCGGGGGACGUGGGGCCCAUGGGGCCCCCGGGGGGGAUGGGACUGCGCGGCCUACGGGGGCUGAAGGGGGAUCGUGGCCCUCAGGGCAAACGUGGCGACCGGGGCCCCCGCGGCAUGAAGGGGGUCAACGGCAAGAACGAGGAGCGUCUGCGCUCGGGGUUCAGCGUGGGCCUGUACCCCAGCAAGUCCUUCCCGCCGUCCGGCUUCCCCGUGCGCUUCGACAAGGUCUUCUACAACGGCGAGGGCCACUACGACCUGGCCACCAGCAAGUUCAACUGCACGCACCCCGGCGUCUACGUCUUCGCCUACCACCUGACCGUGCGCAACAGGCCGCUGCGGGCGGCGCUGGUGGUGAACGGCGCCCGGCGCCUGCGGUCGCGGGACACCCUCUACGGGCAGGACAUCGACCAGGCGUCCAACAUGGUGCUGCUGCGGCUGGCCCAGGGGGACCAGGUGUGGCUGGAGACCCUGAGGGACUGGAACGGGGCCUACUCCAGCAGCGAGGACGACAGCACCUUCACCGGCUUCCUGCUCUUCCCCGACACCACCUGAGA